This is a messenger RNA of Emiliania huxleyi CCMP1516, 1987 nucleotides long. RefSeq lists its product as hypothetical. Bases 7 to 1725 code for a protein of 572 amino acids. The transcript has 5 exons. Gene Ontology annotation, cellular component: endoplasmic reticulum. Gene Ontology annotation, biological process: protein folding; response to endoplasmic reticulum stress. Lineage: Eukaryota; Haptophyta; Isochrysidales; Noelaerhabdaceae. The record is from RefSeq and is a predicted model, not a curated record. Gene Ontology annotation, molecular function: protein disulfide isomerase activity.
CACGACAUGAGCGUACCGUUGCUCCUCGCACAACACAACUUUUCGUCGGCUCUACACGCGCACUCGCCGCUCCUCGUCCUCUACCUGGCCGCCGGCUCGCUCCCGCCAGAGCCGCCAGGCGCUUUGGCGGCCGCGGCGCAGCUCCUGGGCCAUGGCAGCGGGGCCGUGGCGCUGUGCGACGACGAGGUGCUCGCAAGCUCCGCGGGCGUCGUUGCACUGCCAGCGCUGCGGCUGCACCACCACGCCGUGGACGGCGCGGAGGUGUACAAGGGCAACUUUGUCGCGUGGGAGAUGGCGGCAUUUGUGAGGCGGCACGCGCGAAGCGAGCCGCAGGAGGUCAACACCGGGCGCGAGCUGGCGGCGGAGGCGGAGGCCGCGGAGGGCGGCGCGCUCGUCCUCUUCUCGUCCGACUCGUCCGAUGCGCCCGCAGCGCGCCGCGCUCUCGCCGCGCUCGCUGCGGACGGUGCUCUGCGCCGAACCGGCUUCAUUGUUGCUCCCGCGGGUCUCUUCUCGAGGUGGUGCCCGCCGCCGCUCGACAGCGAUGCGGGCCCGUGCGAGCCGACGGCGGAGGACGAGCGCCUGCACGCCGCCGCCUCCCUCCCGCCCACGCGCGCCGGCCCACGGCCCUCGCCCUCCUCCGCACGCGUCGUGCUGCUGCGGAGGGGCGAGGCUGUCGGGUUCGAGGGAGACGUGCGAGACGAGGCGCAGCUCCGCGCCUUCCUCCGGCGGCACCACACGCCCCUCCUCGCAGAGGUGUCGCCCUCAACCUACGAGCUGUACCGCGCGUCUCUCUCCGCACCAGCCAGGGGCGAGACCGCCGGCGGCCAGGAGACCGGCGGCGAGGAGGGCGGGGCGGAGGGUGGCGGGGCGGAGGGUGGCGGGGCGGAGGGUGGCGGGGCGCCCGAGGUCGGGCUUCCGAUGGUGUGGCUAUUGCUGAAUGCCUCUUCGGCCGACGCGCUGCAGGCGUCGCACACUGCGAGGGCGGCUCACACUGCUGUGGCUCAUUCGCAGUCCUGCCUGCUUUGCGAUCAGGCGGCGCACACUGCGCGGGCAUUCUGCCAAGCAGGCGCCUACCACGGCGAGCUCUACGCGCCGGUGAUGCAGUGGGCCCGCUCGGUCGCCGCCGGCUCGCUGCCGCCGACGCUCCGGUCCGAGGAGCCUCCGCUCGACAACCUGGGCCCUGUGGUGCGGCUGGUCGGCAGCACGCUCGAGCCGCUCGCGCUUCGCUCCGCGGCGGACGUGCUGUUGUGCGUGCACGCGCCGUGGGACGAGGUUGCAUCGAGCCGAGACCGAGCCAGAGAUCUGGCGGAGGUGGACGUGCUGCCCGAGCUCGAGGUGUUCGCCCGCCUCUGGGCGCACGAGCGGCGCGUGCGGGUCGCAUCGAUCGACGUGUCUCGCAAUGACUUGCCGCGCCGCCUCCGCCUCGAGCGCACGCCCGCCCUCCUCUUCUUCCGCGGCGACGAGCCCGCGUCGGCGGCUCCGCGAGACUUCUCCGCCGUCGCGUCGCGCGACGCCCUGAUGGAGCACGUGCUCGAGCACACCUCGAUCAAGGGCCUCGAGCGACCCGUCGACACCGAGCAGCUGCGCGAGCUUGUCGGUGCGUUGCCGAGGCUCGCGGCCGACGCGCAGCGGUUGCUGCAGGAGAACGAGCGCCUCUCCGCGGAGCUGGACAAGGCCAGGGCGCGCCUCGACGCGCACGCGGGUGGCCCCUCGGCGGGCUCCUAGAGCCAUCUAUGGGGGGUCUGGGGAGCGUUCAAACGGCGAGGCAGUCGUCGGCGCAUGAGACUGAGCAGGCGCCCGUGCGCCGCCGCCAAGUCUCGCCGUCGGCGUUCCUGGACUUUGAGGACACCCGUCCCGCUCCCCGGGGAGCGUGGAGCGCGCGCAGCCCGCAGUUGCGAGCUGAGCAUCGAGCAAGCAGCCGCAUUGUGAUUUGUGUCAGUCGACAGUCUGGAGUCCCAGUGAACUCUUUCAACAAUUUCUUGGGAUC